Molecule: messenger RNA, 662 nt
Organism: Solanum tuberosum (potato)
Lineage: Eukaryota; Viridiplantae; Streptophyta; Magnoliopsida; Solanales; Solanaceae
Product: LIM domain-containing protein PLIM2b-like
Exons: 5
Coding region: 1-639 (212 amino acids)
Source: RefSeq, a predicted model, not a curated record
AUGUCAUUCACAGGAACAUUGGAUAAAUGCAAAGCUUGUGAUAAGACUGUUUACUUUGUUGAUUUGUUGUCUGCUGAUGGAAUAACUUAUCAUAAAUCUUGCUUCAAAUGCACACAUUGCAAAGGAACUCUUGUGAUGAGCAACUACUCCUCCAUGGAUGGAGUCCUCUAUUGCAAGACACAUUUUGAACAACUUUUUAAGGAAUGUGGAAAUUUUAGCAAGAACUUUCAGACUUCACCUAAGCCUGACAAGGAAAAUGCAUUGGCAAGAACUCCAAGCAAACUCUCUGCCAUGUUUUCUGGAACCCAAGACAAAUGUGCGGCCUGCACCAAAACUGUCUAUCCACUUGAAAAGGUGACAAUGGAGGGAGAAUCAUUCCACAAGUCAUGUUUCAAAUGUGCUCAUGGAGGGUGUCCACUUACACAUGCAACAUAUGCAUCACUUGAUGGAAUCCUCUAUUGCAAACAUCAUUUUGCACAACUCUUCAUGGAGAAAGGCACUUAUCAACAUGUCCUUGAAGCUGCAAAUAAUAAGAAGAAUGCUGAUCAAGCAGCAGCUAAUGAAGUAGUUGAAAAUGAGGCUACAACAACAGAAGAGCAACCAGAAAAGGAACCUCAUGAGGAAGAGUCACAAGAAUAACCCUAAGAUAUUGGAUUAUUGAU